AUGCCUGACAUCAUUAAAGAAGGCUAUAUUUCAUUAAAGGAGGAAGGACUCAGGGCCUGGAUAUGGUCAAAGAGAUACUGUGUGCUUAGAGACCAAUCUUUAACCUUUCAUAGAAAUGAAGCUGGUCAGUGUAUUGGCUUAUUGUUUUUAAAAGAAAUUGGAUCAGUAACAAGAGUGGACCUAAAACCUUAUUGUUUCGAAAUUACUGCAAAGGAUAAAACUUAUUUUAUUGCCUGCAAAAGUGAUGAAGAGCUUUACAGUUGGAUGGACGAAAUUUACAAUAGAUCUUCAGUGGGUACCUCAGGGCCAACCAAUUUUGUUCAUAAGGUGCACGUCGGCUUUGAUCCAAUCACGGGUGCUUUUACUGGUCUUCCUGACCAAUGGACUCGACUCUUGAAAGGUUCAGCCAUUACAGCAGAGGAUGCAGCCAAGAAUCCCCAGGCUGUCUUGGACGUACUCGAAUUUUAUGCAGAACAAACGAAGCGAGAAGAAGAAGAAUACGGUACAUCUGAGCUUCAGGGUGCAGUCGAACGGAUGAGUGGUCUCAAUUGGGCAAAAUAUAUGCAGGAAGAAAAGUCGCCCAUACCUACAGUCAAACUUCCGCCCAAGAUGGUUCCCACACGACCUGCUCCACCUCCGCCACAUGCCAGUGUGUCUACGAGUAGUACGUCAAGUGAUAAAAAAUCCAAGGAUCAAGUAUUACAAAACUCACCUAAAUCGAAUGUCUCUGAUAACUAUACGUUGCCAUCAAGAGAUCGACAUGAUGUCCCUAUUCCAAGCGGAAAGAUAACGCAGGAUACACCACUUGAUCAGUUGCUAGAAUCUAAAUUACACCUAGACAAAAAGAUACCUAAUAAUGACCAUAAUAAAUACAAUCAUCAUCAAAAGGAUGCCAUCGAUAUGGAAAGAGAAAGGGAGCGGGAGCGUAUUCUCCGAGAAAGAGAAAGAGAAAAGGCUGCUGCUCAAGUAUCCUCCAAAAAGAAAGUUGAACAAAGGAUCAGUACGAUGACUGAAGCGCAAAUCAUGGAAAAACUUCGUUCUGUUGUCUCCAAGGGCGAUCCUAAUGACUGCUAUAAAAAAGUGAAGCGAGUUGGUCAAGGUGCAUCUGGUUCAGUCUUUGUGGCAGUCUCACUUGCUACCAACACAAAGGUUGCAGUAAAGCAAAUGGAUUUAAGCACUCAGCCACGUAAAGAAUUGAUUGUCAAUGAAAUACUUGUCAUGAAAGAAUCACAGCAUCCCAAUAUCGUAAACUACCUGGACUCUUUCCUCGUUGGAAAUAAUGAUUUAUGGGUUGUUAUGGAGUAUAUGGAAGGCGGUGCACUGACGGAUGUGAUUGAUAAUAACAGCACAAUGACAGAACAACAGAUAGCCACCGUGUGUCUUGAGACUAUCCAUGGUUUACACCAUUUGCAUUCACAAAACAUCAUUCAUAGAGAUAUUAAAUCAGACAACAUCCUAUUGAACUCUCAAGGUCACGUCAAGAUCAGUGACUUUGGAUUCUGCGCAAAAUUGACGGAUCAAAAAAGAAAGCGUGCUACAAUGAUUGGAACUCCUUACUGGAUGGCUCCUGAGGUCGUCAAGCAAAAGGAGUACGGGGCAAAGGUGGACAUUUGGUCUUUGGGUAUUAUGGCUAUUGAAAUGAUUGAAAAUGAGCCACCUUAUCUUGAUGAAGAACCAUUGAAGGCCCUUUAUUUAAUUGCUACAAAUGGAACACCCACACUAAGGCAUCCCGAGAGACUCUCAACCGAGUUGAAAUCAUUUUUGGCUGUCUGUCUCUGUGUUGAUGUACGAUCUCGUGCAAACUCUGCAGAGUUAUUAAAUCAUGAAUUUCUGAAAAAGGCUGGACCUUUAGAAAUUUUGGCGCCUUUACUAAAAUUCAGAGCAAAGCAGACAUAA
This is a messenger RNA of Rhizopus microsporus ATCC 52813, 1896 nucleotides long. RefSeq names its product Pkinase-domain-containing protein. The transcript is spliced from 11 exons. The record is from RefSeq and is a predicted model, not a curated record. Bases 1 to 1896 code for a protein of 631 amino acids. Gene Ontology annotation, molecular function: ATP binding; protein serine/threonine kinase activity. Gene Ontology annotation, cellular component: cytoplasm. Gene Ontology annotation, biological process: intracellular signal transduction; protein phosphorylation; regulation of MAPK cascade. Lineage: Eukaryota; Fungi; Mucoromycota; Mucoromycetes; Mucorales; Rhizopodaceae.